Chaetomium strumarium is the source of this 2306-nucleotide messenger RNA. Its product is annotated as heterokaryon incompatibility protein-domain-containing protein. Bases 135 to 1829 code for a protein of 564 amino acids. The transcript has a single exon. NCBI's taxonomy places the organism in Eukaryota, Fungi, Ascomycota, Sordariomycetes, Sordariales, Chaetomiaceae. The record is from RefSeq and is a predicted model, not a curated record.
GGCCUACGGAUAUCAGAUCUCUAACUUCUACUACGGGAACCCUCCUUGAUCCAGUGAACCGAGACUGGGGAUGAAUAGCUGAGAGGUAUGAACCUUCCCUCGACAACACAGACACAGACACACGCACGACCAACAUGCGCCUAAUAAACACUUCCACCCUCGCCCUGGCCGAAUUCCACAAUGCAGCCUCAACCCCGCCCUACGCAAUCCUCUCCCAUACCUGGGAACAAGAAGAAGAAGUCACCUUCCAGCAAUUCACUACCCUCCCCCAUAGAGAAGUCACCUUGAAGAAAGGCUUCGCGAAGAUCGCGCAAACAUGUGCGCUGGCGCGGGCGCGGGGGCUCGACUGGGCGUGGGUGGACACGUGCUGUAUCGACAAGAGCAGUAGCAGCGAGCUGACAGAGGCGAUUAACUCUAUGUUUCGCUGGUAUCUGCAGGCGAAGGUGUGUUUUGCCUUGUUGGCGGAUUUGGAAGCGGGCGAUGGGGCGCAGGGGAAGAAGGGUGUGGACGAAGGGGAGGACGGCGGAGAUGCGCAGGCCGAUGAAGACAAACCGGUAGAUCAGGGGGGUUCUGAGGUGGCAGACACUAUGUCCACCGUCAGUGAACACGGCUCGCUCUUUGAUCAGCAGGUUGCCCGGUUUGCACACUGCCGCUGGUUCACGCGCGGCUGGACGCUGCAAGAACUCAUCGCGCCGCACCGGGUGGAGUUCUACAACCGCAGCUGGGAGUUCCAGGGGGACAAAGUGUCGCUGAGAGCCGUCCUAUCGGAAAUCACGCGAAUCUGUGCCAAGGUCCUCAAGAACGCCGACCUGCUCCCCACCGUGCCCGUCGCACAGCGCAUGUCGUGGGCCGCCACGCGCCAAACCACCCGCGUCGAGGACACAGCCUACUGCCUGCUGGGAAUCUUCGGCGUACACAUUCCCCUGCUCUACGGCGAGGGCGACAAGGCCUUCAUUCGGCUGCAGGAGGAGAUCGUCAAGGAGACCAACGAUCUGACGCUCUUCGCGUGGCGCAUGGAGGCCCAGCUGGCCGCGGGGCAGACGCACUGGGGCAUCCUGGCCCCGUCGCCGCUCGAGUUCGCCGACUGCGUCGAUAUGGAGAUAAGGGUUGACCCUAUGCACAACAACGAGUGUGUUAUGACCAGCAAGGGCCUGCGCGUGACGCCCGUUCCGGGUGGCGGGCUGCGGCUCGGCGAGGACGGCACGUACGUGAUGAGCCUGCAGUGUCACCGGCGCAACGAGCUUCAGAACUUGGGAAUCUUCCUCCAGCAGCACGGGUGCGAUGUGUACACACGGGUCAGGCCGGACAAGCUGUCCAAAGCGCACCGGUCGGACAGGGACAAGUACCGUAUAUUUUAUGUUAGCAAGACGGUGUCGGCGUUGCGGUCGGAUAUGCUGAGGACCAGCAUCCGCAACGCUAUUAACCUGUCGCAGGUGCUAGAGAAGCUGCGAGGGAAACACAUGAAGCCGGCGACGGUGGGCGCGUUCAAGCCCGAGGGGCACUGGGAUGCGCAGCGCUGUCUGUUUUUGACGCAGGGCAUGCAAAAAUUUAUUUGCCGCGUUAGAUUAGGCAGAGGACCGACGCAGAGGGUGUUGGUGUGUGAGCUGACCGGUAAUGGCUUGUCAGCGAGGCUGGGCGACGCUGAACCGUCCAGAAGAGACCUGGGAUCUGGCGAUGAGGGAGAGGAAGAGAACGACAGCGCGGAGCGGAUCGAGCGAAUGCUACGGGGCCCAAGGUUCUCUCCAACUCCAACUCCAACGGUGGUCGAGGGUGUUAUGGACGGGCAGCCUGUAUAUUUCGUCGACGUCGACGUGACCUGGUGGCUUUGAAAGUAGUGGUACUGUGAAACUUGGAAGCUCGGUUGCCGGUGUCAACCCCAGUCAGGGGUAGCAUACAGUUAUUGCAUAAGGUCUGAGAGGCGCACGCUGUCUGAAGACAGAGGAAGAAUGAAGAUGAUAAUCAACUCAAUCCAGGCUACAUAAGGUAAGUCCAAGAAAGCGCCAAUUGCGCUAGUUCGGACAGGGAAGAUCUCGGCUCCCAGAGCGCCAAGGCCAUGCAACCCGCUUUCCGCCAGGCUGCGAGAUGCGUGGUAACCUCCGCUCCUUUUAUAACGGCGUUGCUGAGAGGUUGUGCAUGAACUGGGUGGUGUCUGCAUCUAGAGACCGUAUGGCUGGCACCUCGAUGGUGUUGUGGGAAGCGGGGGAUGUUGAAAUAGUGAGGUUACCCUCGAUAUCCCCCCAGCUCGUGCGCCUCCUAUGGCACAGGCUGUCCGUCUUUUUGCUCUGAAUCAGGAAGUCUACCUUGGG